This is a messenger RNA of Plenodomus lingam JN3, 645 nucleotides long. NCBI's taxonomy places the organism in Eukaryota, Fungi, Ascomycota, Dothideomycetes, Pleosporales, Leptosphaeriaceae. The record is from RefSeq and is a predicted model, not a curated record.
AUGCUAUUUUUAUCUAUAAUUUUAUUAUUAUUAUCUAAUGCUAUUACAUCAAGACGAGACAAAUCUAUUCUCUAUUCAAGAGCUACUAUUACCGUUUUACUAAUUGCAGCUUUUAUAGCCUAUGACAAUUUAUUUAUUUUGUUUUUAGCAAAAGGUAUUGGUAUAUUUGGUGGACUUUUCCAUACAACAGCUACUACCAAUUUUUUCCAUGUAUUUAUUUGUAUAAUAACUAGUGUUAUAUUUAGUCCAAAUAGACUGUUAUUUACCAAAUUGAUCUAUAACGGAACUCUCAUUUUAAAUAAAAUGGGAGAACAAUUUAAGAUUAUAGAAUACUCUCUAAUUAUUUUAUUUAUAGUUACAGGAAGUGUAUUUCUAAUCUCUACUAGCGAUUUAGUAUCUAUAUUUCUAUCUGUAGAAUUACAGAGUUAUGGAUUGUAUUUACUAUCAACUAUUUACAGAGAUUCAGAACCAGCCACAUCCGGUGGUCUUAUGUAUUUUUUACUAGGAGGAUUGUCAUCCUGUUUUAUACUACUAGGGACAGCAUUACUCUAUGCUAACGCUGGUACUACUAACUUAGAUAGCUUAUAUAUUAUAACUAGUAUAUCUAAUGUAAGCAAAGAUAAUAUUACCGAUGUACUUUAUUGA